Molecule: messenger RNA, 309 nt
Organism: Microthlaspi erraticum
Lineage: Eukaryota; Viridiplantae; Streptophyta; Magnoliopsida; Brassicales; Brassicaceae
Source: the annotation of a GenBank genome assembly
AUGGAUCAAAGUGAGAGAGAGAAGCGAGAUAAUGGCGGUGAAAAGAUGAAGCGAGAGAGAUUCACCUAUCAGGGAGAGAGAUCCAACGGUGAGAGGAGAGAUGCGGGAGAGAGAGAGAGGCGGAGAAGGAAGAGGAGGCGGUGGUUAUUGGCGACGGAGAGGAGGCGGUGGUUAUUGGCGACGGAGAGGCGGCAAAGGUUAACGGCGAGUGGCUUCAUAGUCUCCGGAAGGAAAUGUUGGAGAAGAAGAGAGAAGCGUCGCCGAAGGUUAGAGAGGCGAGAAGAAUCGGCGAAGGUUCACGGAGAGUGA